UUUUUAUCAAGCAUUAACCUUAUUUCAAAAUUGUAUUCAUUUAAAACAAAUACAUUUUGAUGGUAGAGAAAUAUUUGAUACUGAUUCUCUUUUAUACAAAUUAUCACAAAAUGUUCCUCCUUCUCUUGAAAUUAUGGAAAUUAUAAUGUUAUUUCACAAACCUUGGAAAAUUUCUCCUGAUACUCUCGAGAAAUUUCUUAAAAAUAGUAGUCCAUCAUUUAAAUUAUUGAAAAUAUAUCAUGAUAGUACUAGUCCCAUAUUUAUUGGUCCUAAAAAGAUUACAACUUUUAAUGAACAACAUUUUAAUUUAAUCAAGAAAUAUGGAGUUAAAUUAUAUAUGUCUAGCUCGUUUGAUCCCGAAUAUAUUAAUCCAAUUAUUAUUCCAGAAGAACCUAAAACGAUAAGGCGCAAGUAUCAAAGUGCGAUUAUAGAUGAUGAUUUGGAUUUGGAUUUUAUAUCAACGACGGAAUUUCACUCUCCUUCAAUAAUCUUUAAUAUUCAUACUACAAAUUACACUAAUCAUAACGUUCAUAUUCAUAAUACUUCAAACAGUUCUCAACCAAUAAGACGUGUUUCAUCAUUUUUUUCAUCCUUUUUUGGAUCAUAUUAGGGUUUAAGAAUCAUUUGUGUGAGAUGGGUAUUGAUUUUAAGUGAAUAGGUAAAAAAAAAAAAAAAAAAAA
Messenger RNA from Rhizophagus irregularis DAOM 181602=DAOM 197198, 680 nucleotides. Lineage: Eukaryota; Fungi; Glomeromycota; Glomeromycetes; Glomerales; Glomeraceae. The record is from RefSeq and is a predicted model, not a curated record.